Molecule: messenger RNA, 1566 nt
Organism: Thyridium curvatum
Lineage: Eukaryota; Fungi; Ascomycota; Sordariomycetes; Thyridiales; Thyridiaceae
Exons: 3
Coding region: 1-1566 (521 amino acids)
Biological process (GO): peptidyl-histidine methylation, to form tele-methylhistidine
Molecular function (GO): protein-L-histidine N-tele-methyltransferase activity
Source: RefSeq, a predicted model, not a curated record
AUGCCACAAAGACAGUGCGUGGGCCUGACUGACAGUGCGUACUUGGGCCAAGUGGAUACUGGACUUUGGACUGCGACCCUGGACCUGCUCAGCUCGAAAGGGCUGCCGUUGUGGCUGCGUCAGCCCAGCCCCACAGGCCUCUUGUCCACUGACAGCGCCCGCCCUGCCUUCAGCAAACCCACUGAUAAGAUAUCCAUGGAUGGAUACCUCACACUGCUCACACUGGUGGCUCGCGGCAAGGACGAGAGCACGGGCACCGCUGCCGAGCGCGGCAAGUUUUUAGAUCCUAACGUUACCUUACCUCUUCUCGUUCUUUCUUCUUGCGCGAAACUUGCUUCUCAGCCAGACAGGAAGACAGUCGGCCCGCCAAAACGAGAAAGAGGGAAGGUCGUCCUCGUCUCGGUAGGACACGACCAGGGUCAAGGCCGCGCCGUCAUGGCCUCCUCCUUCUCCUUCUCCUUUGGCGGAGAUGACAUAGACGAGGACUCUCAGCUGGUGGCGAGCGGCGAUGCUGGGCGUACUCAGAUUGCGCAACCACCAGCGCCACCGCCAAGUGCAUUCCCUGUUCAGGGGAAACCGAUGCUUCCGCCGACAGAGCAUCAACUGGCUGACAUGCUCUCGAGGCUGCCCUCCAAGAUUGCAUACAGUACGUUGGCUGUCGAGCUCGGCGGGCGCGAGAUGAUCCACCUACCGCGCCGCGAGCUGUGGGACGUCCGUGUGCAGCUCAUGGCCGAGGACGAGGGGCACGGCGCCGAGAAGGGCGCCGAGGAGCUGGAGCCAGGCCUGGGCGAGCACGACGUCAAGACGGGGAUUUACGAGGGCGGCUUCAAGAGCUGGGAGAGCAGCGUCGACCUCGUCAAGGUAUUGGCCGAGGAACGCCUCUCCCCAGUCGCCGCCCUUGCCAAUUCCCCAGUGAGGGUCAUAGAGCUGGGUUGCGGCACGGGACUUCCCUCCAUUGCUCUCUUCCAAUGGGCAUCUGCAGAGCUUGCUGCUCAGAAGAGACAUCCGCUGUCCCUCGUGCUUGCUGACUACAACCCGUCCGUUCUAUACCUCGUGACCCUGCCCAACAUUCUAUUGGCAUGGGCUCUGCAGCAGCAAGAACACCACCCUGUUCUCAAAGAGGCACUCGCGUCCGAGGGUGAGCUCGAUCUCACAGAGGAUGUGAAGAGCGCUUUUCAAGCAUUCCUGGUUGAACGGCAGAUAUCUCUCUCCUUCCUCUCGGGCGGAUGGUCGGAAGAUUUUGUCAACCUACUUUACAGCCCCAAUGUCCUACCCCAAGCAUUUGCCGAGUCCAACGCAGUGAUCAUAGGCGCGGAGACGAUCUACUCACCGUUCGCCCAGAACCUAUUUUCCGAGAUCAUUCUGUCGAUUCUUCGAAAGGAGCAUGUUGAAAGACCCAACAACAAUGCUACGGCGAUCGUUGCGGCCAAGAGGCUGUACUUUGGUGUAGGGGGCUCACUGGAUGACUUCGUUGACAAAAUGAGGACGUCUGGGGCAACGAUCAACGAGCUGCGAGAGGAGACAGAGGGCGUUCGUCGCGGCGUUGUACAGUGCCUCCUCCCGUAG